Ochlerotatus camptorhynchus is the source of this 1275-nucleotide messenger RNA. RefSeq names its product argininosuccinate synthase. Bases 34 to 1272 code for a protein of 412 amino acids. Gene Ontology annotation, molecular function: ATP binding; argininosuccinate synthase activity. The transcript has a single exon. NCBI's taxonomy places the organism in Eukaryota, Metazoa, Arthropoda, Insecta, Diptera, Culicidae. Gene Ontology annotation, biological process: urea cycle; L-arginine biosynthetic process. The record is from RefSeq and is a predicted model, not a curated record. Gene Ontology annotation, cellular component: cytoplasm.
GCACUUACCGUUGAACAGUGAACAUCGAAUACCAUGUCCCAGCAGGAGAAAAUUUUGCUAGCCUAUUCCGGUGGAUUGGACACCAGUUGCAUCCUUAAAUGGCUGCUCGAGAAAGGCUACGAGGUGAUCUGCUUCAUGGCCGAUGUGGGCCAGGAAGAAGACUUUGUCGCAGCUCGUGAAAAAGCCCUUCGGAUCGGUGCCAAGGACGUCAUCAUCAAAGAUAUGAAGGAGAUGUUUGUGGAGAAGUACGUUUGGCCGGCUAUCCAGAUGGGAUUAAUCUAUGAGGAUCGCUAUCUUCUCGGCACAUCGCUGGCCAGACCUUGCAUUUCGGUAGGACUGAUCGAGUGCGCUGCUCAACGCUCAUGUACGAUUAUCUCCCAUGGAGCUACCGGCAAGGGGAAUGACCAGAUAAGAUUCGAGUUGAGUUGUUACGCCUUAAAUCCGAAGAUGAAAGUCAUUGCUCCGUGGCGUUUGCCGGAGUUUUGUGAACGCUUCCAGGGACGGACGGAUUUACUGGAAUACGCCAAGAAACAUGGAAUUCCUGUGAGUGCUACGACGAAAGCUCCCUGGUCGAUGGAUGCAAACAUUAUGCACAUCAGUUACGAGUCAGGGAUUUUAGAAAAUCCAGCUGUCGCUGCCCCGGAAGAACUGUACCAAAUGACGCAGUCGCCGGUGAAGGGCCCCGAUACACCCGUGAAAAUGGACAUUGUUUUCAAGGAAGGAAUUCCGGUUCGUGUGUCAGAACAUGCAAGCGGUAAGACGAUAGAGGGGGCUUUGAAUAUUAUUCUGUACUUGAACAAGAUAGGAGGACAACAUGGCGUAGGAAGAAUCGAUUUGGUUGAGAAUCGGUUUAUUGGACUGAAAUCCAGAGGCGUGUAUGAAACGCCAGGUGCUUCUAUUUUGUAUGCUGCGCACAAGGAUUUGGAAGUUUAUUGCCUGGAUCGUGAAAUUCUGAGAGUGAAGUCCUAUCUAGCACUGAAGAUGGCCGACUACGUGUACAACGGAUUCUGGUACUCUCCAGAAGCUGAGUUUGUGAGGUCUUGUUUGGUUACAGCUCAGAAAAAUGUGACGGGAAAAGUUGUUCUCGAAAUCUACAAAGGUCACGUUAUGGCCGUUGCUCGGGAAUCAACCAAGAGUAUCUACAAUCAGGAACUGGCAUCGAUGGAUGUGCAUGGAACUCUAUCGCCCUAUGCUGCCACUGGGUUCAUUGAAGUCAAUGCAAUGCGUUUGAAGGAACAUUAUCGAGUGUUCGGAAGUGCCAAUACCAAAUAAUUU